UGGCAACCAAACAAUCCUUUUCAAAGCAACGGGACAGACCGUUGAAGGCGAAAAGCGCUUCCUCGAGUGCCGGUGAAAUGAAGAUUUUCCUUACUAUUUUGUUGUGAAAGUCAUUGAAGUGACCUUGCUGAGGAACUAUGUGCCCAUCCAUCUGAGGAUCUACCACAUAAGCAAGAAUGCCAUCACAUCCAAGCUCAACCAACAGUGCAGGCAGCGGUCAAGGUCCCCCUGAGGGCAUUAUCCCCAUGGUCCUAACGUCUGCUACUCAGGAGCACUUCGGGUGCAUUGCUGAUGAGGACGUCACAGGGGAAAACCCCUACAAGCUUCUGAAUAAAGAUGACAUCUUAGAGGACAUGAAAACAAAAGCCGCAGUGUCUGAUUUCAGUCCUGUGAAGCAGAUUAUUCUGGAUUAUCCAGAAGAUGAGCUUUUGCUAGUUUAUGAUAGGGACUUCACCUAUGGACAGUUGUUUUAUCUGGUUGUAACACCAGAAGCCAAGGAGCGAAUCCUCAAUCCCCCUGAAUCUGAGCCUGAAGAAGAUUUAGUAAAUGAAAUCAAAACUCCGGAACCAAAGGAAUGGAUAUCACUUGGUAGUGAAAAAGAAAUAGAUGAAGAAUCUGUGAAAGAGACAAGAGGCAAGCUUAUGUACAAGUUCUCCAGAGCUCGGAGGGAUUUUGGGAUGCCAGUCUCUUUUUCAGACCGCAAUGUCACAGAUGCCAAAGAUGGCAACCUGGAAUGUGUGUCCUACCAAGACAGACGAUUCAACAUCAAGCUGUUACAGAGGGAUUGCGGGGUGCAGGCUAUCCCCAUACUUCAGAGCAGCAGUGCCCAGACACAGUGGAAAUAUAUGAGAAAUAACUGCACACAGUACACCCCAGGAGAAUUGAGCAAAAGUGAGAAGGAGAAGAGCCCCGAACCAAGCUUAAAUGAUUUCUGUAAUUCAGUAACAAACAGGGUUCUCCAUGCCCUUCAGCAAGAAGAGAUUAUGAACGUGUUCAGAGAUGACUGGAUGGCUUUGGGGACAGAAAGUGAAGACAUUGACUGGUCUGGAAAGGUGUCAGAUGCUUUAAUGCUGAAUCAGGCUUUUUCUGACCCCAGAUACUCUCCGGAAAAGGAGAUCAGCUGCAUGCACUGGCAUCCCACCAUCCAAAAUGUGAUAGCUGUGUCAAUGAUGGUAAAGAAGAAGCAGCAUAUGAUCAGCUCUACUGGGCCACUCAUAGUUUUUUACAGCUUCUCUGACCCAACCCAUGUGAAGAUAGUGCUGGAGUGCCCAGAGAACAUACUUGCCUUUGAAUUUUGCCCCUCUGAUCCAAAUAUUAUUGUUGGCGGCUGCCUGAAUGGGCAGGUCGUAUUGUGGGAAAUAUCUUCUUACGUCGUACAUUUACACCCAGUCCAACAUGGUCAUCAUAAACAUGAACCUCUCAAAACUGACAUGCUUGGGCUUGAGGACAAGAAACACAGUAAAGCUUCACUUGUGCGCUACAGUGCAAUGUCUGGAGUGGAGACCAGCCACAAGGCACCAAUUACAGAUGUCCACUGGCUGCCUCCGACAUUUGAGGUAACUGCUCAGGGCAUUCCAGUGGAGAACAAAGCCAAUAUUUCUGUUCAACUUAUCACCUGCUCUCCUGAUGGAUCUUUAAUGUUCUGGGAUAUACGAAUGCCGAAACAAGGGCGCCAGACGGCUCCAGACAAGAAACAAAGUGAUUUGGAGUCUCAAAUGGCAAAUUACAGCGACAACAACCCUUUCAAGCACUUGGAGCGGACAUGGAAACCCUUCAUCAUGGUUCCCUUGGUAAACAUGGAGCGGAACGGCGAUUAUGCCCCAUUAAGAUUCAGCCUUUACCCCUACGCCAAUACUAUUAUUAACAGCACCACAAUCUCAGAAAGUGGUGGUGAUGGCUUAGCAAUAUCUACAGACUACAGUCAGCUACAAAUGCCCUCAGCCAAAGGACUAACACCCCUGCCAGACAUAAAUACCAAGAUUUAUAUUGGAACACUGGAUGGCGAGAUUGUUUAUACUGACUGGAAAAUGGAAAGAAAUGACCUCGAUCAACUCCUUAGUCCCAAGCCCCUUCAUUUUUUCAGAAUCCAUCCCUGCCUUGUCAAUACAAUCGAGCGUUCACCCUUUUUUAAAGACAUUGUCUUGACUGGAACUUCACUCUUUGGGAGCUGCAAUAUUGCCAUUUGGAAAGAAGGAGUGUUGGAUGGCCCCAUUAUCCUAUUGCCCAGCUUGGAGGGGCUUUGCACUUCGGCAUGCUGGUCUUUGACCCGGCCAGCAGUUUUCUUCGUUGGAAAAGGGGAUGGAAAAAUUGAGGUAUGGAACAUUCUGGAAAAUACAGGAGAAGCCGUGCACAUCCAAGAACACAUGGCCAAUGGCAAGAUAACCUGCAUUAAACCAUGGAUUGUCUCUUCCAAGCAACAUUUCCUGGCUGUGGCUGAUGAUCUUGGGAUAGUCCGUGUAUUUCAAAUCCCACCAGUCUUCUACACUGCUUCCAGAAAUGAGAAGUUGAAUGUGGGGAAAUGCAUUGAUCAGCAGCAAGAGAGGCUAAAUGAUCUUUUGAAGAGGCAAGAAGUGUGGCAAAACCAGGCGCCAGUAUCAGAGGAACACAAGGAAGAGGAGCCUGAGAAACCAGGAAGUCCCACAGAAGAACAGGAUGACAUGAAGGAGUAUAAUGAAUUUCUGGUGCUUGAGGAAAGUAUCCUUAAAAGUAUGGGACUUUCACCAUAAAGAAAAUUACAUGAGAAUACCUCUCCUUCUGCUUCAAGCUCAUUGACAUAGAAUUGUGCCAUCUUCCAGCAAAAGGAACCUCCUCAGUCAAGGUAACUAACAACAUUAUUCAUACAUAAAGAAGACACCGUAAAGUGUCAAUUGUGUACCAUGUCCAUUUGAUGUUCAUUCAGACACACAAAAUGGAAUUCAAAUAAGAAAAGGGACAGAUUUUCUUAUCCUUGAAAACAUCAGAGCAUCACAGAAAGUCAGCAAUGAUCUGUCACAUGACUGGCCUUAAGCAAUCAAAUUCUUGUUUUAGGAAUAAUGUAACAGAUUGUGGAAAUUGAAAAACAAAAUCAUAUAGAACAGCCAAGUCCCACAGUGGUAUGUAGUAGACCUCUGCCAAGACUGAAAUAUUAACAAAAAAAUAAUCCAUCUGUUAGGAGGCCUCUUCCUGGUUCAUGGACAGUUCCAUUGAUCCCAUUGUGACUCAAAAUGAAAAUAGAUCCCUUUGCGUCCACAUCCAGGUUCUUUAUUUCUUUCUUUCUCCAAAAUUUCUGGAAAUCAAUAAUGUAUUUUGAGCAGCAGGGAGGAAUCGUUAUUACCAUGACUGUCUCCUACUUAAGAGCCUCUAUUUCGAAUUUCAAAUCCCUCCUGUGGUCGGGCCAGACAAGUUCUCGGGUUCCUCCCACAUUCCCAAAACAUGCUUCUCAGAUAAUUGAUGUGAAAUGUGCAUUUGUCUACGGGAUCUAAAAUGAAGACUGUUCGGCAGGCUCGAGCUCAUCAUAUAACAAUAAUAUAUAAUAAUAAGGGAGACAUAAAAUAAAUGGCUUGGGGAUUUUUCCGAUCUGUGCUACUACUGUGUCAACAAAGUGACUGGUGGGCUGAAACAUUCACACGAUGACUAAGACUUAGAAAGCAUCAACAUGCAAUGGUCACAUGCUGAGAUCACACCACAGCACUCCAUGACUUGGAAACAUUUCUACUGUUUGUUAUUCCUGUUGUGCUUCAUCUAAAUGUCGAGUUUGAUAUUGUGGGGGAAAAAAUAAGGUGACUGCUACACUGCAAAUACAACUCAGUGAUUGAACACUUCAACACAACCAGCAUGAAUUUGUUACCUAUAAUUGUUGCCCCGGCUAGCCUUCCCUUACUGGAUUGAUAAACACACAAACAAACAAACAAAAAAUAACACAUGAACACACAUUAUGUACAAAAGGUCCUGUCAAAAGAUGAUUAAAUGUUCUUUGUGGUGAAUGUUUUGAGUGUGUUGUGUAAUUAUUCAUUUUUGUUUUACUUUUACAAAUUGCAUCCAUGCGCCAUAUGAAUUUUCUGUUCUCUGUCAA
Molecule: messenger RNA, 4051 nt
Organism: Syngnathoides biaculeatus (alligator pipefish)
Lineage: Eukaryota; Metazoa; Chordata; Actinopteri; Syngnathiformes; Syngnathidae
Gene: dnai3
Product: dynein axonemal intermediate chain 3
Exons: 23
Coding region: 177-2726 (849 amino acids)
Biological process (GO): cilium movement involved in cell motility; inner dynein arm assembly
Cellular component (GO): inner dynein arm
Molecular function (GO): dynein heavy chain binding; dynein light chain binding
Source: RefSeq, a predicted model, not a curated record